UAUACAAACACUGCUAAGUAAAAUCUAAAAGUAGACUACUAGAUCUAGAUCUACAACAAUACUCAGAAUACUCUCAAUAAUUUAGAUCUAUCUAGAUCUAAAUCUAAUUAGAUAUCUACUCUAUGUCUGUCAUUUGAAUCAUACAAAAAACAAAUAUAUCUAGACGUUCUACAACUCGAGUCUACAAUUAGAUCUAGAUGAGAAAUGGCUAGUCACGCUGGUUGUUCAGAACAAAGGCAAAGGCGAAACUAUGAACAUAAUCUAAAAAUAUUAGAGCAGCUCACACCAGGAGACAGAGUACAGUUCAAAAGAGGAGUUUACUCUCAUUGGGGUGUUUAUAUAGGUGAUAGGAAAAUAGUUCAUCUGGCAGGAGAAGACAAUGACGGCAUCAAUGGCAAUAUCCAAGCCAAACAUGUGUUCACUAUUUCAGGCAAAACGUUUAACAAGGCUCGAGUUGUAGUCGAUGAUUUCUGGGAUGUUGUGGGAGAGGACAAGGCAUUUAUAAACAACGACAGGGACAAGAAGUGGAGUGCCUUACAGCCAGAUAUCAUUGUCAAAAAUGCCCUCGAGAAAAUUGGCCAGGAAGGUUACAAUCUGAUUUGUUCCAACUGUGAACAUUUUGCGAAUUUUUGCCGUUAUGGAUUGAGUAAAAGUGAUCAGGUAGACAACUUUUUGACUGGUGCAGCAGCUUCCUUAGCGACAGGAUUGGCCUUGGCCUUUGUGUAUGCCCUUGCCAGAAGUUUUAAAGAUAAAAACAGAGAUAAGAAUGUUCAAAGAUUAUAAAGUUAUGUAGGAAUCAAAAGAUAUUAAUUAAGAAAAGAGAGAAAUUAAUUUCUAAAACCUGAAAAGGGAAUGCUUAGAUAACUUCCCCCAGUAGCUGAUACAUAUUUUAAAAUUUUGAAAAAAUAAAUAAGUAAAGCAAUAAAUAUUUGAAAAUAAUGGACAACUGAUAUACUCGAAUGAUGUUUUCUAAAAUAAUUUAAAAAUGACAACUUAAUUAUCUAUAACUAUCUGUAUUUUUUAGGCUUCUUCUUUUGUAUUGGAUGUUAUUGGGGUUCUUAUUUGUAUUAUUUGCAUUUUUUUUUCUCCUUGAAAUUUUUUAUUGGUGGUGAUGGAGAUUAUGGGAUUUAAUAUUUUUUUAUUAUUUUGGUGAAAUAUCUAGAAGAAAGAGGAAGUAAUCUCACACUUUUGCUCUAGCCAACCCUGAUUCACUGUAAACCUUUCAUAUCAGCGGACACAACUAAAAUUAACUUUUUUUCUAAUUUAUUUAUAAUGAUAUUUGAUAAAAUUGACAAUGCAAUAUUCUUGAUAAUUACCGGUAUUAAUAUUUAUUUAAAAUCUUUUGUACAUUUUUUUUUAUCUUGGGUGCUUUCUUUACAAUCAUACAAGUGAUAUAAACUAUAUACACUGUAAAGAAUAAGAACAACAAUGUUCGUAUUGAGAACAAAAUCUAGACAAGUACUACACUUAAAUAAUGUUUAGAUUUGUAAAAAAUAUUUUAAUUUCAAGUGCUUCAAUUACAUUUUCGCAGUUGUUUUUUAAAAUACUUAUACAAUUCCAAUACGAUAAUUCCAAACCAUUUUUUUUUUUACUCAUUUAUGGGCUAUUGAAACCUUAUGACACUGCAGCUAAAUGUACCAUGGUAUAUAAAUAUAUAUAUAUAUUCUUUUUUUAAUGUAAAAGAAAAAUGUGAAAAGCUGUAGCUGCAUUUGAAGUACAUAAUUCAAAUUAUUUUUGAGAAAUUUUUCUUUUUUGUUUAGCCAAUAACAACUGAAUUGCUUGGAGCUAUGUACUAGUCUUAUUAUUUAGACCUUUCUACAUAAAAAAAAAAUAAGUAGAAUAUUGAUUACAUUUAUUAAGAAAAAUGAUUGUAUUUUAUUGUCAGUUAAGACAAUGUCUUGAAUUAAAAAAAAACCCAGUUAUUUUUCAGACUUCCCUGUGAUGCCAUGUUUUCUGACUUUCUUAGGCUUGUCCAUUAGAAUAGACUGUUUUCCUCAGAACUUUUCCCGUACUUUCUAAAGCCUCAAAUUACAGAAUUCUUUAAAAACUCUCACUUUAUCUCAAAAAUACAUUUCUUUUCAGUAGCUGAUGGUUUUACAGAAAUUUAUUUGAACCAUUACAUGCUAGUUGUUAAUGAUAGUACCCCUUUCAGAUUUUGUGAUCUACAGAGCAGAUGAUGUGAAGGUCAUCUGUUUCUAAGGCCAACAGUUAAUGGGGGGUAUCAUGUGGCCAGCACAACCGGCUUUUACUUUCCCCAAUGUCAGGAACCAGUACCCAUUGGACUUGGGUGGACUCAGGUGCAUCCUAAAAAUCCCGAAAUUCAAAAUCACUGUCUUCAUCGAGAUUUAAACCCAAAAACCCUCAGUUUAGAAACUAAGCACUUUACCACUCAGCCACCAUGCCCACAUUUAUCCAUUAGCUCUUUUUAAACCCUACGCAAAGAAAUAAUUGUCAAAAAAAAAAAUUUAGAUUAGAUCUAAUGCUAAAUAAAUUAACAGUCUAGUUUCAAAAUAUAUACUUUUAAUAUCUGUAAAAUUGAAAAAAGAUUGAAAAAUACUCCUUUUCCAGGGUAGGGGCUUAUACACUGGGGCAUGGACACCUAUUUUUAAAAAAAUUAUCAGAUAGAAAACUGAAAAAAUUAUACACUAGUUUUUACCAAACAAAUAGUCACCAUGCUCUUGUUCUCUUUCUGAAUAAGACAGUAUUAGCUCUUCUAAUAGGAAAGUAUUUAAAAAAAUGCUUCUAGCGUCCCAACGCAAAUUACACAUUCUAACGCAUUAAAUCUAUAUCAUAAACAAAAUAUCAUACAAUGGUAGGAGCUAGUAGGUUUUAAUUAUAGUGAUGAUACCUUCAUUUUCAUCUAAAGACUUAACCAAAACUUUCAACUCCGUCACUCAUUUUUUUCCCCCAGUGCAGAUGGGGCCAUCAUCACUAAACAUAUUUUUAAUUGUGAUAUGUAUAUUAACCAAUUUCUUUCUAGCUUUAUGGUAUUAAAAUAUUUUCAAAGCUUUAUUAAUACCGGUAUAUACAAUCUACAUAUCAAACCAUUGUUUUCUUUCUUUAGUGUUGUUAUAGUAUUCAUCUAUGAAAAUUAAAAGUCUUAGAUAUUAUGUCACAAAAAUAUCAAAUAAUUUUUUUCGUUUGUAUACUUUAUGCAUAAACAAAUAUUAUUUUUCAAGGAAAUUUUAUUCUAAUAAAAAUUGUUUACUAAAGCAUAAUUAGAUCUAAUAUUAUUUCUUAUUUCAAUGCCUUCCCUAUCCCUUAGUAUGUUCUACUGUUGGGGCACCACACAUAAUGUUCCACCACUUUUAAAUCAAACAUUUAAAAAUCAUAUGAAGUUGAAAUAAAUUCUUGAGAUCUAAAGAUACACAGAUUUGUUAAAAGGAAUUCAGAAUAUCUUUCUCUUUGUUGUUGAUUCAAUAUCAACAUAUGAAUGCAUAAGAAAUAAUGUCAAUCUAUGCCCUAUACUGUUUAUAAAUUUGAUUUUAUACAUUUUCAUAAAGAUUUUAUAUCUCCACACAGUUUUUUUUUUGUUUUUGUAAAUAAGUUUUUUUCUUGGAUUUUUUUUUUUCAUUAUUAUUUCAUUCUAAAAUACUUUAACAAUCGUUGAUAUUAAACACUUAAGUUUAUAUUCAUACCUACUAUGACGCAACAUUUAAAAAAAAUUAUUAUGAUUAUUAUUAUUAUUAAACUAAAAUUAAACACCUGUAGUAUUG
Biomphalaria glabrata is the source of this 3716-nucleotide messenger RNA. Its product is annotated as phospholipase A and acyltransferase 3-like. Gene Ontology annotation, cellular component: cytoplasm. The coding region runs from base 205 to 783 and encodes 192 amino acids. Gene Ontology annotation, biological process: N-acylphosphatidylethanolamine metabolic process. Gene Ontology annotation, molecular function: A2-type glycerophospholipase activity; glycerophospholipid phospholipase A1 activity. The record is from RefSeq and is a predicted model, not a curated record. NCBI's taxonomy places the organism in Eukaryota, Metazoa, Mollusca, Gastropoda, Planorbidae. The transcript has 5 exons.